CCAAUAGGAGCAGGGAAAGGGGUCCCGGGACUACGGAGAAACGGCGGCCGGGAAGGGGCUACUGGGACAUGGGGCUUCUGACUAUUCUGAAGAAGAUGAAGCAGAAAGAGCGGGAGCUGCGACUGCUCAUGCUUGGCCUGGACAAUGCUGGCAAAACAACCAUCCUCAAGAAGUUCAAUGGGGAAGACAUCGACACCAUCUCCCCGACGCUGGGCUUCAACAUCAAGACCCUGGAGCACCGAGGAUUCAAGCUGAACAUCUGGGAUGUGGGCGGCCAGAAGUCCCUGCGGUCCUACUGGCGGAACUACUUUGAGAGCACCGACGGCCUCAUCUGGGUGGUGGACAGCGCCGACCGCCAGCGCAUGCAGGACUGCCAGCGGGAGCUCCAGAACCUGUUGGUGGAGGAGCGCCUGGCUGGAGCGACCCUCCUCAUCUUUGCCAACAAGCAGGACCUGCCCGGAGCACUGUCCUCUAAUGCCAUCCGUGAGGCCCUGGAGCUGGACUCCAUCCGCAGCCACCACUGGUGCAUCCAGGGCUGCAGCGCUGUCACUGGGGAGAACCUGCUGCCUGGCGUCGACUGGCUCCUGGAUGACAUCUCCAGCCGCAUCUUCAUGGCCGACUGAGCCGCUCAGAUGCUCCCCAGCUCACCGUCCAGGCACCCCCAGCAGGCCCUCACCAAGCACCAUCCAUGGGGCGACGGGAGUCAGCCAGCCCACCUAACACCCCCUGCCCACCCCUAACCUGCUGCUACUGCUGCUCUGUGGCCAGCUGGCUCCCGUGGCAGGAGGGCUGUCACCCUGGCUCCUGACCCGGCCUGCUUGCAGCUGCCGUACCAAGAGGAGAGGGCUGGGGCUGGGAGGGCCUGCCUCUGCUGCUACUGAGGCUGUGAGCCUCACCAUUCGCUCAGCUGUGAGAAUAAAUUGUUCCUCGCUCCCA
This is a messenger RNA of Eubalaena glacialis (North Atlantic right whale), 936 nucleotides long. It is a transcript of the gene ARL2, whose product is annotated as ADP ribosylation factor like GTPase 2. Gene Ontology annotation, cellular component: cytoplasm; microtubule cytoskeleton. The record is from RefSeq and is a predicted model, not a curated record. Bases 69 to 623 code for a protein of 184 amino acids. The transcript is spliced from 5 exons. NCBI's taxonomy places the organism in Eukaryota, Metazoa, Chordata, Mammalia, Artiodactyla, Balaenidae. Gene Ontology annotation, biological process: protein folding. Gene Ontology annotation, molecular function: GTPase activity; GTP binding.